Messenger RNA from Spea bombifrons (plains spadefoot toad), 2237 nucleotides. It is a transcript of the gene ACKR3, whose product is annotated as atypical chemokine receptor 3. Gene Ontology annotation, biological process: G protein-coupled receptor signaling pathway; chemotaxis; angiogenesis. The coding region runs from base 344 to 1453 and encodes 369 amino acids. NCBI's taxonomy places the organism in Eukaryota, Metazoa, Chordata, Amphibia, Anura, Pelobatidae. Gene Ontology annotation, molecular function: coreceptor activity; chemokine binding; G protein-coupled receptor activity. The record is from RefSeq and is a predicted model, not a curated record. Gene Ontology annotation, cellular component: membrane. The transcript is spliced from 2 exons.
AAAUGAUAAUAGCGUUACUAGAAGCUGAUCACUGCUCGGCCUAUGAGUGGCCAACAGCACUCCGGAUUCUCUGUCCUCAGGGCUGAGGGUUCCCCUCUGUGAUUGAAGCAUAUAUUGUGUGGCUUCCCCAGUGUCAGUGUUGUGAAAGCCAAACACCAUGUCGGUGUGAGCCUGGUUCCCAGCCAGCAGGGGCAGCUGUAAAUUACGAAUGUCGAGAGGAGGUGGAGAGGCUCGGUUUUUUUUCACAUUGUCUUUCUCUUUGAUGUCAGUCUGAGGUGAGCAAGCGAAGAGGAGACAGGCUGUAGGGUGUGUGUCUAUUUUUGUUUACUGAAGUGCUGCAAAAAUGAGUACAUUCGAACUUGCAGCAGCCAUGGACUAUUUGGAAAGCACCAACUCGAGUGACUUCAACCUGAACUGUACUAAUGGGGAUUGCAUCAUCCUUGAGUCCUUGUCCUGCCCUGGCACCGUGAACAAGAGCGCUCUUCUCUAUACCCUCGCCAUCGUCUACAUCUUCAUCUUUGUAAUGGGACUAUUGGCCAAUUCAGUAGUUAUCUGGCUCAACCUCCAGGCCAAAUCCACCGGUUAUGAGACUCACUUAUACAUUUUCAAUUUAGCCGUGGCAGAUCUGUGUGUCCUCCUCACUCUGCCUGUCUGGGUUGUGUCCUUGGUCCAGCAUAAACAGUGGCCAAUGGGAGAGAUGACGUGCAAAAUAACUCAUCUGAUUUUCUCCAUCAAUCUAUACAGCAGCAUCUUCUUCCUCAUGUGCAUGAGCGUCGAUCGUUAUUUAUCUGUGUCCCUACGGGGAACAGCUGGACAGUAUCGAAGAAAGAUCAUAAGAAGGCUGGUCUGUGCCCUUGUCUGGCUCGUGGCAUUUGCUGUAUCCCUUCCAGAUACAUACUACUUAAAAACAGUAUCCUCCCCAAUCACCAAUGAAACCUACUGCCGUGCCAUGUACCCCGAAGAUACCUUCAAUGAAUGGCUUUUGGGAAUGGAGCUUCUUUCUAUUAUGGUAGGGUUCAUUAUUCCAUUCCCAGUCAUUGCAGUUUUCUAUUGCCUACUGGCUUGGACUUUGUCAUCUUCAUCAUCUGCUAGUGACCAAGAGCGCCGAAUCAGUGGACGGGUAAUAGUCUCUUACGUGGUUGUGUUUAUAGUAUGCUGGCUGCCGUACCAUAUGACAGUUAUGUUGGAUGUUCUGACUUUUCUGCAGCUGAUUCCAUUCAGCUGCCAAUUAGAUAAUUUCCUUUAUGCUGCCCUUCACAUCACACAGUGUUACUCCCUCCUCCAUUGCUGCAUCAAUCCAAUCCUUUAUAGCUUUAUCCACCGGAACUACCGCUAUGAGAUCAUGAAGGCCUUCAUCUUCCGCUACUCCUCAAAGACAGGACUUACAAAGCUCAUUGACUCUUCCAAGGUUUCUGAAGCAGAAUAUUCAGCUGUUGAACAAAAUCCAAAGUGAAGUGCUACAUUCAAACUGUAUGCCUUCACCCCAGUUUUUAUGGACUGGGCUAUAUGACACUAAAGUGGGUCAAUCUUAUUCCUGCCAGUGCUGGUAGCUGAGAGAAGAGUUCUUUGACCCAGGAGUAAGGCUUCACGCCUAAGUCACCAAGAGACCUUAAGCAAUACAUGAAUGAUUUGUAUCAAGGACUUUUUGUUACUAUUUUAAAACAUUUGUCACUAUAAUGUACUCCUAAAUUGGGACCAACAUUGUUAUGUUAUUGAGCACUGACACUAGAUCUUAUCUCACUCACUUUUGUAUUUAAAAAAAAUCACUGCAUGUUUCUUGUUUUAGCCAUAAAAUGGUGUAAUUUAGCACAGUCUGUCUCCCUCUCAGUGUCUAUACCGCACAAUACUGUAAGCGGAGACCUCCUAGCACAAACGCUUAGAUCCAGUGACCUCCCAAGUAAUGAGGUCACAUAACCCCACAGGGUAUGCCCAUCUUGUAGAUAUUGUCAGCCACUACCUUUGUAUGAUAUGUAAUAUAAAACCUUCUCCAAAGCCCAUAUAUAUUUUUCUAUAGCUUAUUGUAUUUAAAAGCCACUUUUUUAAACUGGCGUUACUUUGUAUUUGAAAUUCAAAUAGUCAUUUUAUAUAUCUGUAUAUGUAAUAUCUAUAUAUAUAUAUUUUUGAAGUGGUAAUGAUAUGCGAGAAGAAUUGGAAUUGCUACUUUGUUUAUAUGUUCCUUUGAUUAUUUGUGAAUAUCCAAAAGCUCUUUAAACAUUAAAGUUUUGUACAAACUUUCA